UAACAAUUCCCCUUUUAAUUAAAAGAACAAAUUCCACAAUCACAUUAUACUAAAACAAUUUCAAAAUGAAGAUUUAUUUAAAUAUAUUUGGAAUACUAUUUUUUACAUCAAUAAAUUGCGAUGUCCCAAUUCUAAAUACUCGUUUAGGAAAAAUUCAGGGAAUUUACGAAUCUUCUUAUGAAAAUCGAAUUUAUUCUGCGUUUUAUGGAGUUCCUUACGCAAAACCUCCUAUAAAUAAUCUUAGAUUUGAAAAACCUGAGCCUAUUUCACCUUGGAAUGAUGUAAUUUAUAACGCAACUAAUAAAAACAUAGUUUGCGCACAAAUUAAUCAUGUUAUAAAACCAUUUGGUGGUGAAUAUCGCGGGGUUGAAGAUUGCUUGUACCUAAAUAUCUUUACACCAAAAUUAAAACCUUCCCCUAACGAUAGUUUAGAUGUUAUUGUUUUUAUACAUGGUGGUGCAUUUAUGUACGGUUCGAAUAAAAAAGGGGCGCGAUUUUUAAUGGAUCGUGACAUAAUUUUUGUAACGGUUAAUUACCGUUUGGGAACUUUAGGAUUUUUAAGCACCCAAGAUGAAGUUUUACCAGGAAAUUUAGGAUUGCGAGAUCAAGCGAUGGCUUUAAAUUGGAUUAAAGAAAACAUAUUAGAUUUUGGUGGAAACCCCAAUUCAGUAACAUUAACGGGUUUAUCAGCGGGAGGUUCCAGUGUUCAUUUUCACUAUUUUUCACCUUUAACAAGAGGUCUUUUCCAUCGGGGGAUAUCAAUAAGUGGAACGGUUUUAGGGCCGUCAAAAAUACAAGAGAACCCUUUGGAAAAAACUGGAAUGGUGGCUAAAUCUUUAAAUUGUUUUAAUGAAAAUACAAGGAUUAUGAUUGAUUGUAUGAAAACUAAAUCGGUGGAGGAGGUUGUUAGUGCUAUCAAGGUGUUAAGACCGUGGGGGUUUUAUCCUUAUUCACCAAUUGGGGUUACGAUUGAAGAACCUAUGAAGGACUCUUAUUUACCUGAUCAUCCAAUUUCGUUACUUUCAAAAAAAGCAUUUCAUGAUCUCCCUUGGAUUAAUACUUAUACUUCUGAAGAAGGCCUUUAUCCAGGAUUGGAAUUUAUAGGUGAACCAAAACAUUUGGAAGAAUUAGAAGAGAAAUGGAACGAAUUAGCACCUUUAGUAUUUGAUUAUAAUUACACUGUAUCUAAAGACGAUAUGGAAAAAGUUUCUAAAGAUAUUAAAAAAGUAUAUUUUAAGGAUAAAGCAGUUUCGAAGGAUAGUUUUAGGGAUUUAGUAGCGAUUUUAAGUGAUCGCAUGUUUGUUCAUUGUGCUGAAAAGGCUUCGAAGCUUCAAGCAUUCUAUUCAAAAUCGUUUGUAUAUAAUUAUUAUUUUAGUUAUUCUGGAAAUGGAGUUGCAUCAGCGGGUAGUAAAUGGAUUGGAAAACAUACAGAAUAUGGAGUAGGUCAUGGAGAUGAUUUAAGCUAUAUAUUUCCAAACAAUAAAAAUUUAUAUGAAGAACUGAGCGAAUUAGACGAAUCAAUGAAAGAUCUUCUCUUAAACAUAUGGACUUCUUUUGCUAAAACAGGAUAUCCUAAAAUACCUCAUUUACAAUGGAUUCCAGUAAAUAAACGUUACAACAAACCUUUAAACCACCUUCACAUAAGAUCUGCGAAUGAUUUAAAAAUGGAAAAUGCCGAAGACAUCGAUAGGCAUCGAGAUUUUUGGGACAAUUUACCCAUAAUGGAAGAUUUAAAAUUAUACCCUGUUAUUAAACAAACCAUACGUGAAGAUUUAUAAUAUGAUACGAUUUCUUAUUUAAUAAAAUUAGAUUUAAAUUUAAUCUAAAGUUGUUUACAUCAAAUGUCAAAAGUUUUAAAGUGAGUUGCCACACAAAUAAAUCAAAACUAUCCACGUAA
This is a messenger RNA of Onthophagus taurus, 1897 nucleotides long. RefSeq names its product venom carboxylesterase-6-like. The record is from RefSeq and is a predicted model, not a curated record. Lineage: Eukaryota; Metazoa; Arthropoda; Insecta; Coleoptera; Scarabaeidae.